UUAGAUUUAUUUGCCUUUACCGGAGAAUUACUAGACUGCAUAUUGCAUUAUAGCGCGCCCUUGCGAUUUGCGAAAUAGCUGGUCGUCCAUGCAGCCCUACUUUGGCAAGCACUUGAAAGGGAGCUCUCUCUAGCGGCGGUAUCGAUCUGAGCGUUUCGUUUGGCCGCUCGUGCACGACGUUCUCUCGGGAUAUUCGCCUAGCGGUCGCCGUCGGCGCCGGCCUUGCUGCACUGUUUACGAACUGUGUAUACUCAUUUUAUCCGCGCGAUCAUGUUCGCUAAAGCUAAUUGAUAACGCGGUACACGCACUUCUAAAAGCACCAGUGAGCCACUCGAGGCUCAUUACACACUUAUUUGAUCGAUUUUGAACAGCGAAAAGCAAAGCAGACAAAAUGGGUUGUUUUGUCAGUAAAGACAAACUUACCAAGGAAGACAUGGAUUUUCUCAAAACUCACACAUCGUAUGAUGAGACCACUAUCAAGGAGUGGUACAAAGGUUUCAAGCAAGACUGCCCUAACGGCCGACUGACACCUGCAAAAUUUGUCGACAUGUACAAGAUGUUUUUCCCUUCCGGGAAUGCUGUCGAAUUUUGCGACCACGUGUUUCGCACUUUCGAUAUGGACAAGAACGGCUAUAUAGAUUUUAAGGAGUUCCUGCAAGCGAUCCAUGUGACAUCGAGUGGCACUCCUGAAGAAAAACUCAAGUGGGCCUUCCGCAUGUACGAUGUGGAUGGAAAUGGAGUCAUAGACAUUCAGGAGAUGACAAAAAUAGUCCAGGCCAUCUAUGAUAUGCUUGGCGCUUGCUCGAGUAACCGACCGGCCGACUCGGCUGAGGAGCGCGCCAAGAACAUCUUCGCCAAGAUGGACGAGAACAACGACGGUCAGCUUACUCAGGACGAGUUCCUCAAAGGGUGCCUGCAGGACGAGGAGCUGUCCAAAAUGCUCGCGCCCUAAAUUGCGCACAUCACACACUAGCCCACGGCCCGAUCACUAACCCACCCCACUUUAUAUCUCACGAUAAGCGAAGACGGCGUCGUCUUGUCCACACGACAGUACGAUUUAUAAAAGUCGCGAAACUUAAACAGAACAACUCUUCUCUUUAUUAAUUUCAUAUUGAAUUUUGAAGACUCCAUUCUGGAUACAUUGCAGUUUUCAUUCAGGCGGUCGCUUGCUUUUAGUAAUGGGGUAAUUUCGCGACUACAUCGUGAAAAAUAAUAAUAAAAAAUGAACUUUUAAAAUAUAUACAAAUGGUUACGGAAAUCAUUAUUUCGGACUGAUUUUAACCAGAUUGAGAAUUGAAAUUGUAACAUUUUAGAUUUUUAUAUACACAGAAAUAAUGAAGAGAUUUUUGAUGACGUAUUGAGUAAAGUUUGGGAAUUUAUGGGGAAGGUAAUGUUUACAGAAACAUGCCUUGGCUUUCCGAUAUGAGGUAGUGUUGUGUUGCUGUCGUGUAGACAUGGCACCGAUGGUCAGCGGGCGAUGCGGCGGACGCCAGAUCGCCUGUGCGAUUCUCUCGCACGAGCGGCCGUCAACACCACGCCUAGAAUACGUUCACCUCCCGAUAACAUGAUGACAUACAACAUCCAAACUAAAGACAUGCUGUAGAUAUUUCGAGCCCAACAUGCGAUGCGUGGGCGUUAUUUAACAGCUUUCCCAAAACAGUAUUUUCGUCGAUUUGUAAAAAAGUAUUAAAUUAUGAAAUUAAUCCAAUAUUGAUGUAACGAACUAGAUGUCAAUGGAUUCUUGAGUAUUGAAAGUAUAUGAAAAUGUCCAUUCCUAAUGAUAAAUAUUUAAGAAGCUGUCAGAUUCUCCAUAUCUUCGAUCAUUAUGUAUAAAUCCUAUCCUGAACCGUUUAUCCGUAUCAAUGAUCUAUUGUUGUCUCUUUGGAUGUUCCAUUUAUCCUGCUGCAUUUCCUGCCUCCUUUGACGGAGAACUACACUUCUGCACAGUAUAAACUAAUGUCAAUCUUAAUGUUUUAAUAGUUAAGGCAACAAUUAGCGUAGUGAUAAUGUGCACAGAAUCGGUCAGAUUGGAUUUAAAAAGCGAGAAUUGCAGGAGAAACGCGACAAGUACGGAAACCACGACUAGCUAUUGGUAUUUGUACACGACCGUGAUAUGUACAAGGUCACGAUUAGCACUGACAAUCUGAUCAGUUCUGUAUGACUUUUAAUAAAAUUAAAGUAAUCAUAACAAUUAUCAUUGGUAACAAAGUUUACAUUGUCUUUCGAUAUCGGUGUCGUGUUUUGUUUGUAUAGGUGUCAUUUAUCUAUAAUCUUAUCACCUAUAUAGUCAGGGAUCUUCACAAUUUUUUAAUUCUGUUCAAGUUUACUA
This is a messenger RNA of Hyposmocoma kahamanoa, 2329 nucleotides long. RefSeq names its product neuronal calcium sensor 2. The record is from RefSeq and is a predicted model, not a curated record. The coding region runs from base 392 to 952 and encodes 186 amino acids. Gene Ontology annotation, molecular function: calcium ion binding. The transcript has 5 exons. Lineage: Eukaryota; Metazoa; Arthropoda; Insecta; Lepidoptera; Cosmopterigidae.